AUGAGUAUCUGUCGUUAUGUGCUGUUGACCGACCUGAGCUGGAGACGGGUUGAGUUUUACAAGAGGACGCUCAUGACCCAAUCCCGGAUUUCUUUUUCUGACAAACCCGAGUCGGAGACAGACUUGAGUUUUACAAAACGACGCUCAUACCGGGCCCGAUAUAUCAAAACGAAAGCUAGGUUAGGGGUCCAAAACUAUACACGAGUGGAGAUGAACGGUGAGCUGCUCAAGCCAAAACCUUUGGCGCCAGAGGAGGUGUACAGGGACUGUUCCGAGGAGGCCGAUGGAGAUACUGCUGCUGGUGACUACGGCAAGGAGCUUGCUGAACAGCAGGAUCUGGCGUGCAUCCUGCCCGACGACGUGCUAGCCGACGUCCUCUGCCGCCUCUCGCCGUGCUGGCUUGCCGCGUCCUGCUGUGUCUGCAGGGACUGGUGCGCCGCCAUCGACACCUGCCGGCUGCUGCGUGUGGACCUGCUCCCCCUCUCCUUCCGCGGCAUCUUUCUCCACUUAGACGAACAGAUGUUACCGGAUUUUUUUGCUCGCUCCUCCGCCUCAACGGAGGCCUUGGACUUCCUUCCUGACCCUAACACCUACAUGGAGGUCUCUAACCGCGGCUACCAUCAAACUUGGCGGGACUGUCAUAUUCAGGAUCACUGCAAUGGCCUCCUCUUGCUCAGCAGACACGUGGUUAACCCAGCCACACGGCACUGCUACCUUCUGCCGCCAUGCCCGCCGGCGCCCAGGCUCGUCAGGCAUAUGGCUGGCCACGUCAAUGCAUCAUUCAACACCUACCUAGUAUAUGAUCCCAUGGUGUCACCGCACUACGAAGUGUUCAUGAUCCCCCGCCGGUUUUCCGUCGGCCUUGUGGAGGAGCUUGAUGAUUUUGACCCCUUAGUGAAAGAAUGUAGGUGGGCAUCCUCUCCAUGCAUCUUCCGUGUCUUCUCUUCAGAGACGGGUACAUGGGAGAAGAGGUCCUUUGUUCGAGAAGGGCGUGUUCAAGGCACCAACGUCAAGCAGUUCAGGUCGUUACGCUGGCGAGAACGUGCUGUCUAUUGGCGAGGAGCACUUUACCUUCAGCGCGAAGCUAAUUUCGUUGUAAGAAUAUCACUAUCAACCCACAAAUACUGCGUAAUUAAACCACCCGUGGAUAUGGGACUGAGCCUACGUACAACUCGUUAUCUAGAGAAGUCAGAACAAGGGGUGUACUUUGCAGCACUUGAUAACUAUCAUCUUCGGGUUUGGGUCCUCAAGGAAUCAUCUGGUCAAAGGGAGUGGAUGUUAAAGUAUGAUAACGACCUUCAGGCUGCCCUAGCACCUCACCACGGCCAACAAGUUCACAGGCCCUGGGACCUGGGUGUUGAAAGAUGUUAAGUACAACUUGUCUUGUUCUCAUCCCCCAGACUACAAGAAGAAAGAUACACUUGAAGAGGAGUUUGAAUGGAACUCCGAUAGUGAUAAUGUUGAUGGUCAAGCCAAGAAUGAAGGGAAUGAUAAAGCAACAAUUAAACAGAAGCUUCAACAA
Messenger RNA from Lolium perenne, 1522 nucleotides. RefSeq lists its product as uncharacterized. NCBI's taxonomy places the organism in Eukaryota, Viridiplantae, Streptophyta, Magnoliopsida, Poales, Poaceae. The record is from RefSeq and is a predicted model, not a curated record. Gene Ontology annotation, molecular function: protein binding.